AUGGCAGGUGAUUAUGACAUCGCACUCAUCUCCGAGACAUACGUUGGCUCUGGAGAUCAGGUUAAAUCGGUGAUUGGAAUUGAAACAUACCAGUUCUUCACGGGCAGCAGGGUUAAGGCUUGCAUCCUGGCAAAACCAGGAUGCGGGUCCAUCUUGGGAUUAUCUCAGUUUUCAACAUCCAACUUCUGCGUUAUCAAACUUACUACUGGAAAUCGCAAUGUUUAUAUUGCAUCUAUAUAUGUGGAACCAGGCAGGGACGAGCUAGCAACGCUCGAUAAAUUAGAUGUCUUUCUUAAAGACACAGGUGAUGUUCACAAGAUAGUGAGGGGUGAUCUCAAUGGGUGGCACCCAAUUUGA
Molecule: messenger RNA, 357 nt
Organism: Parnassius apollo (apollo)
Lineage: Eukaryota; Metazoa; Arthropoda; Insecta; Lepidoptera; Papilionidae
Source: the annotation of a GenBank genome assembly